This is a messenger RNA of Acaulospora colombiana, 1307 nucleotides long. NCBI's taxonomy places the organism in Eukaryota, Fungi, Glomeromycota, Glomeromycetes, Diversisporales, Acaulosporaceae. The record is from the annotation of a GenBank genome assembly.
GUCAAUUAAAUUCUCCUUCAAAUGAUAUAAUAAAUAGAACUCAAAAUCCUCAACGGAAAAAUGAAGAAAAAGGUAGAGAAUUCGUUUUCAUUUCAUUUGAAUCAAAGACUCAUAUCGAACAACAUGACAAGCCAAAAAACGGGAACCGCGAGGCGACUCUUGAAAAUAAAAAAGUUAACGGGAUCGAAGAAUUACCUUCCGAUCCUAUUACCGAUUUUUUCAAGAUUAUUGACGGUUAUGCUAAAAUACAAGUAUUGAUUAAGAAAGCCAAAGAAUCUCGACAAAAAGAUAGUAGACUAGUAGCAUGGGAUUUUUUUUGUGAAGAUUUGCGCCCUGUUACAUUCGAAUCAAUGUAUCAAAAUGAUAAAGAUUGCAAAAAAAUGGAUCUAAAUUAUGAUGAAAAGUACAUUGGGGAGGCUAGCUUACAUAUGGAGAAGCAUGAACUUCCGUCAGCUCAACGAUUUUUAAAGGUAGAAAUGGAAGAUGUUUAUCAAUUUUUAUCAUCACGUCCGUCAUCACCUACACUCAACAUCUUUGAACCAAUGGGUGUAGACGAGACCAUGCCAUCUUUUAUUCCACAGCUAGAAAAAGAUCGUAAACCAUCGAUUCUUCAGCGUUUAGGCAGAAAAGAUUCUACCUUUCCUACUCCAGCAAAUUCAGAUAAAUGCGAUGCUGAUCUAACUGAUCCCUGGGCUCUCCCGAGUGCGGAUGCGGAAUACGAUUAUGAUCGUGAAGAUAAAAAGUCAUCAAUUAUCGUUAAAGAACCGGAUCUGAUGACUAUAAUCCUCAAUGAGAAUUCCGAGGAAACAAAAGAGGGUUUACAGGACGAAUUAAAGAUGGUAGAAUGUCAAUCCAGUAAGGAAUAUUGCAACUCAUCAUCAACUACACCGAAUUCUAUAUUAGAUCUUUGUAAUCGAGUACUUGACUCACCUCAUUUGACUCGCGCAGAAUCCAAUCGUCAAGAAAAAAUCCAAAAAAGAAAAAAUAAAUACAAGAAACCUCAACUUCAUGAUCGUAGAAAGGUUGAAAAUGAUAUGAGGAAGAAAGAACAUCACAUCAUGAUCUCUGAAAACCGCAAUAAAAAGAUAAUUCCUGAUGAUAAUGAUCGAAGUAAAAAGGAAGCCUUACGUGCUCGAGAACUUAACUUGAAAGAGAAUAAUCAUGACGAGUUCAAAGAUGAUGAUAUAAUUUUCAGAAAAGAACGGCGUCAAAGUCCUCGUGCUACUGAUCGUCAUAAUAAAGAAUCUCCAGGCGAAAUUAAGAAGGAUUUUAAUGUAGGAACAACUUUUCUAAAGUUGCAGGAAUAG